AUGACUGCUGCUGCUGCAGAGGUUGCUCGAACUGUCGUCGGCAUCUUAGGAAACAUCAUCUCCGGCUUCCUGUUCUUGUCUCCAGUGCCAACGUUUGUGGGAAUAUGGAAGAAAGGGUCGGUACAGGAAUUCUCGCCGGUGCCGUACUUAGCGACGCUGGUUAACUGUAUGGUUUGGACGCUGUACGGCCUUCCGAUCGUCCACCCUCACAGCAUCCUUGUCGUCACCAUUAACGGCUCCGGCGUUGUGAUCGAGAUCGUCUUCAUCGCCCUCUUCCUCAUCUAUUCUCCUCCCAGAAAGCGAGUCAAGGUCCUCGCCUGGUUCAUCCUCGAGCUCAUCUUCAUCGCUACUCUUACCGUCCUCACUUUAACUCUCGCUCAUUCUCACAAGAAACGCUCCGCCAUCGUCGGAACCCUCUGCAUUAUCUUCAACAUCAUGAUGUACGCUUCUCCUUUAGCGGUCAUGAAAUUGGUGAUCACCACGAAGAGCGUUGAAUUCAUGCCCUUCUUCAUCUCUCUCGCCGCCUUUGGAAACGGCGUCGCUUGGACCACUUACGCUCUUAUUCGUUUUGAUCCUUUUGUCACUGUGCCGAAUGGGCUUGGGACGUUAUUGGCGGUGGCUCAGCUUAUUCUGUAUGCUACCUAUUACAAGAACACAAAGCGGUUGUUGGCUGCGAGGAAGGCCAAAGGAUCAGAGAUGAAUAAUCUGUCGGAAGUUGUCGUCGGAAAUGGAAGCCGAGGCCCCGACAAGAUUGAGGCUGCUCCCAAAUAAUAUGAUUAACAGGGAGACGUCUGUUAUAUAUAAAAAUAUAAUAAUCCUGCUGGAUUUUAGGUGGCCAAAUUAGAGCAUGAGUCUUUUGUUGUCCCACCAUUAUUUUCUAAUCUCUCUACUGCUUUAAUCCCCUCCAGAUUUAGCUUUGAUGAGUAUGAGGUUUUGUGGUCCUCAGUCUGAACGCUGAGGAAGGAAAAUAAAAUAAAGGAAAGCGUGCAUGUUCGUAUCUGCU
This is a messenger RNA of Neltuma alba, 1003 nucleotides long. Its product is annotated as bidirectional sugar transporter SWEET4-like. The coding region runs from base 1 to 771 and encodes 256 amino acids. Gene Ontology annotation, molecular function: sugar transmembrane transporter activity. Gene Ontology annotation, biological process: carbohydrate transport. NCBI's taxonomy places the organism in Eukaryota, Viridiplantae, Streptophyta, Magnoliopsida, Fabales, Fabaceae. The transcript is spliced from 5 exons. The record is from RefSeq and is a predicted model, not a curated record. Gene Ontology annotation, cellular component: membrane.